This is a messenger RNA of Papaver somniferum (opium poppy), 1971 nucleotides long. Its product is annotated as stearoyl-[acyl-carrier-protein] 9-desaturase, chloroplastic-like. Gene Ontology annotation, cellular component: chloroplast stroma. NCBI's taxonomy places the organism in Eukaryota, Viridiplantae, Streptophyta, Magnoliopsida, Ranunculales, Papaveraceae. Gene Ontology annotation, molecular function: stearoyl-[ACP] desaturase activity. Gene Ontology annotation, biological process: fatty acid biosynthetic process. The transcript has 4 exons. The record is from RefSeq and is a predicted model, not a curated record. Bases 60 to 1262 code for a protein of 400 amino acids.
AAAAAUAAACAUAAAAAGAGAGAAGCAGCAGUGAGGAAGGAAAAACCAAAGAAAGAAAAAUGGCUCUGCAAUUCAAUCUUCCAACAUUUCAAUCUCCUCAAAAGCUUCCAUCCUUUGGUUUCCCAAAUGUUGCCAAUGUCAGAUCUUCUAAAAUUUUCAUGGCUUCCGCUCUCCGAACCUCCGCUAAGGAGAUGGAGAAUGCGAAGAAACCCUUCACCCCUCCACGCGAGGUGCAUGUUCAAGUAACCCACUCCAUGCCACCUCAAAAGAUUGAGAUUUUCAAGGGCUUAGAAGAUUGGGCAGAUGACAAUAUCUUGGUACACUUGAAGCCUGUUGAGAAAUGUUGGCAACCACAAGAUUUCCUACCUGACCCAGCCUCAGAUGGGUUCUAUGAUCAAGUCAAGGAGCUGAGAGAGAGAGCAAAGGAGAUCCCCGAUGAUUACUUUGUUUGUCUGGUUGGAGAUAUGAUCACGGAAGAAGCCCUUCCAACAUACCAAACAAUGCUUAACACUUUGGAUGGAGUCAGGGAUGAAACAGGCGCAAGCCCCACUUCUUGGGCUCGUUGGACAAGGGCUUGGACUGCCGAGGAGAAUAGGCAUGGGGACCUUCUCAACAAGUAUCUCUAUCUAUCUGGGCGAGUAGAUAUGAAGCAAAUUGAGAAGACAAUUCAGUAUCUUAUCGGUUCAGGAAUGGAUCCUCGGACAGAAAACAACCCAUAUCUGGGAUUCAUCUACACCUCAUUUCAGGAGAGAGCAACCUUUAUCUCCCAUGGAAACACAGCCAGGCAUGCCAAGGAGCAUGGGGACUUAAAACUUGCACAAAUUUGUGGAACUAUUGCUGCUGAUGAAAAGCGUCAUGAAACUGCAUAUACCAAGAUAUCUGAAAAGCUUUUCGAGAUUGACCCAGAUGGUACUGUAUUGGCUUUUGCCGAUAUGAUGAGGAAGAAAAUUGCAAUGCCAGCUCACUUAAUGUAUGACGGUCAAGAUGACAACCUCUUUGAGCACUUCUCAUCUGUCGCCCAACGCCUUGGAGUUUACACUGCUAAAGAUUAUGCUGAUAUAUUGGAAUUUCUCGUGGGGAGGUGGAAUGUGGCCAAAAUAACUGGUCUCUCAGCUGAAGGACGGAAAGCUCAAGAGUAUGUUUGCGGGUUGACUCCAAGAAUCAGAAGGUUGGAAGAGAGAGCUCAAGCUCUAGCAAAGAAAAACAAGCAAGAUCGUCUGGUGCCUUUCAGCUGGAUUUUCAAUAAAGAAGUGUUGCUUUAAACUGGCAUUACAGAGUUUAAGUUCAGGUGCUCUCUUUACCAAUCUCUUCACACAUUUUAGAGAUUGAAAUGGAAAUUCUGUUUAUUGAGAUCUCAAUGUUCUAUUUUGAUGCUCGCUUUUGUACGAGGAGAUGAAGUAGGGAUUGCAGUUGUUGGAUUGUCCAGUGGGUAUCGUGAUACAGACUGUUAUGCUUCUUUUGCGUGUUUAAUCUCAUAAGUAUAUCGAAUAUUGGGGGGAUUAGGGAGAGAUGGUAUAGUUUGUUUCUCUUUGUUUUUGUUCAAUGUAGUAUAUGGUGGGGCGAUUAGGGAGAGGUAGUAUAGUUUGUUUCUCUUUGUUUUUGUUCAAUGUGUUUCGUUUGUGUGUUUUCUUUUUGGUUUAGAAAUUAGGGUCUCUUUAGUAGUAAUCAUCUAUUGCAUGAGUUUGUGGCUCUAUCAGUAGCGAGUUGGUUUAUAAUGCUGACUAGUGAAUUCGGCACGGGCUAUUUCGCAGGGACAAUAGCUGGGAAAAUUAAAAACACAACUAGUCACAAUGCAUGAGUUUUUUUUGGAGCAAUACAAAUUGUACAACUACUCGGUCCCAUUGAUGUUCUCAAUUUACAGCCGUAAACAUAAGAGCAAUACAAAUUGUACAACUCUAAUAUUGGGCAUAAGAGUGGGUUAUGGAUCAUAUGAUCUUGGUUUGUAUAAGAAACGGUAUUUUCUAUUUUUCA